AUGGCUGAAAGUGAUGGGCAAGAAAAGGCACAAUGGAUUACAACAGUAAUCAUGAGUUCCUCUCUUCAGGGUCAUGAAAUUUCAGCAUCUCUUAAAAACCAACAACAUCGAAUUCGUUAUUCAGAUUCAGUGGAAAUUGGAUCAAUUAUUUUCUCCCUUUCAGGUGUUGCAUUUUUAUUGGCUGAUGUUCAAGAUUUGUUUCUCACAAACAGAGAACCAUUCUUUGACAAAAUAAAGAAGUUCAUGACGAUUCACAGGAAUGGAUUUUUGUUGUUGUCAGCUGCCCUUCAUGGAUCAAAAGAAUGGGAUGUAAUGUUCAGAAUUCAGCAGAGAUUCCUGGGCAGCAAUUUACGAAUAAUCCCCGUCCACAAUACUGCUGAAGCUGUUAAACUUAUGCUGACUGUUGCAAAGACCACAUCAAAACCACACGUGGACAGCGUUCGCUAUAGAAUGCUAAUGGCAAAAACACAGAUUGUAGAACAAAGCCCGGUUUGGAAAAUGCUUCAUCAGAGCCAACUUGAUUGUAGCUUAUUAAACACUAGUUAA
Molecule: messenger RNA, 546 nt
Organism: Gekko japonicus
Lineage: Eukaryota; Metazoa; Chordata; Lepidosauria; Squamata; Gekkonidae
Gene: CUNH1orf146
Product: chromosome unknown open reading frame, human C1orf146
Exons: 5
Coding region: 1-546 (181 amino acids)
Biological process (GO): reciprocal meiotic recombination; synaptonemal complex assembly
Cellular component (GO): chromosome
Source: RefSeq, a predicted model, not a curated record